This is a messenger RNA of Apus apus (common swift), 6763 nucleotides long. RefSeq names its product WD repeat domain 37 (gene WDR37). The coding region runs from base 2179 to 3666 and encodes 495 amino acids. NCBI's taxonomy places the organism in Eukaryota, Metazoa, Chordata, Aves, Apodiformes, Apodidae. Gene Ontology annotation, cellular component: preribosome, large subunit precursor. Gene Ontology annotation, molecular function: protein binding. The transcript has 14 exons. The record is from RefSeq and is a predicted model, not a curated record.
GUCUUGGUGCUAGAAGCUUGCUCAGAGUAGAUACUCACUAAUGUGUUAAAGCUUUUGUCAUUGAUUUCCAGUUGUAUAACAUACCUAAAAUUCAUUGGUGCAGCUUUUUUACUAUGCCUUCUGUUGAAGGGAGGUUGUCACCUUUUCAGUGAUGGAUGCUUUCCCUGUUUAGAUUUUGAGGAACAUCUAGUUUUGUUUGAAAGCAUGCUGUACUAAAUUUAGAAAAAAAUAUUAUUGUAACACUCAAUUGGAUUUCAUGAGGUUGGAGCACACUUAUUAGUGGUUCUAGCAUCAUCUGUGAUGAUCUGGAAUGGUUUUGUUUCCUAAAUAUUUAUCAAUCAAAUUAGUCUUACAAAGGAGUCUGUUUAGCUUGAUCUUUCUCAGUGUGGUGUAUUCUUGGAGUUUGCUUUGAAUUAAUGGACUUGAAUGUACAGCAUCCUUGAAACAAACUGUUCACUGAAUAUCUCAAAAUUGAAGCUUUCUUCCUUUAAAUUGGAUUUCUUUGCAUAUUAAUAAGAAAUGUAGUGGCAUACUUUGAUACUUAAAUUCCCUUGGCUCAUGAGUGAUGCUGUCAAACCGAGUUACCUGAAAUUAAGAACUUAAUAACUGUAAUAAUUUCCCUCUUUUCCCCUUUCCCUCCUCACUUUGUGAAAAUACAAAAACCCAACAUAUUAAUUGGCAUCUCUUUAUCUUAAAGUUUUAAUACUGCACAGGACAAUAAUUACUAUUGUAAAAAACCUUUGCUUCUCAUGUUGUAUACACUAAAAUUUUGUUGUAAGUUGUAAAUCAUAUUUGACAAUGAGAGACCUGGAUAACUCACAAAGACAAUAACAUUGUUUCCAGGUUGUGUUAUUUGGUUUUGUUUUUUUUUUCCUCCAACUGAUCCUUUUCUAAACAGUAAGUAUCACUGUUGCUAAACUUCAAACAAAAUGGAGCAGGGAGAUCUUGGGUAAGAGAUGUUGCUGAAACUUCCUUAUGCUUUCCCUUUUACACACUUGUGUAUUGUCUUGAAUGGACAAAAAAGGAAAUGCAAAACCGCAGCCACCCUGUCUGUGCUCUGACAGUUCUUCAAACAGACUUUCUUCUGCCUUCAGCAGCAUGUGUAGCCCAGGAAUUCUUUCCUUUCAGUAGUCUGCUUGUUCUGUGUUCAAGUGUAGAAGUAGGAGGCAAGUAGAAUUGGUUGGUUGCUGCAGUGAAUUUUUAAGUCCAGCAAGACUAGUGUGUGCCCUGUUGGUGCCAUUUCUCUGUUGUGGCUGGAUAAAGCAGUAACCGAUUAUAGACCCGCUCUUUACUGUUACUGAUGAAGUAUUCCCUGAGACAUCUUGUUACAGUGAGGUAGGUGACAGAACUUUAAUUUAACACACUGUAAAAUAUUCUGAGUUUAAUUAAACAGCAUAACUGAAAUACCGAGGUAUCUUUGCAAUCAGAACGUAGUAAUCACCUAUGGUCUAGAUGUUUUCUAGGACACGUUUUCCUCCCCUACUUCUGCAGAUUGACUGUCAGAAACUCAUUGGUACCGUUCUCUGGGGACUGCAACAGAUCACUGUGUGAAGAGCACUGUGCAAACUUAGCAUUUUCCUAAAUGACUGAGCAGAAAGCUGAAGGUCUCCUCAAUUUAAGUAAUACAGUAGCUGUGAACUGCCACUCUUGUUGGAAUAUACUAACACAACACUUCUUUUGGAAGUACUUUAGUUCAGCUUUUUUAAUUCUUUAUUGUUUUUAGCUUUUGUGAGUUGAGCUUCAUUUGGUUCAGGAAGCAAGAGUCUCAUACUUCAUGGUGAUUUUGUAUCCCGCUUGUAGAGUUAUUAGGUAUAAGGGAAGUGAAUGUAGUGAAUGGAUCUUUUCAGAACCUGUUUAUAACACUGAAAAGUUAUGAUUAACUGCAACUGAUUAACAAUAUAUGAUGGGUUGUUUUGAAGCCUUUUUUUCUUGCUAUGUUUGACUGUGAUUUGGUGUUUAACCUUGACCUGUUGAUGUUUUCCCUCACCCUGUUUUCCUGUUGUGUGGUGUGUUCUAACUGCAAAAGUUGCACAAAUUUGAAAGACUUUGACUGGUUUGUAUACUACUGACUGUUUCACUAAUCAAUAUUUAAUAUGGUUUUCAUAGGAUAUGUAACAUGACACUGAUAUUCUGGACAGUUUAUCAUAGGACCCUCCGUGAAGCUGUUUUUUUGAAGUAAUGCCAAUAGAAAGUGGAAGUUGUGCAUCUGCUCGCCAAGCAAAGCAGAAACGUAAAUCACACAGUCUUUCAAUCCGAAGAACCAACAGUUCCGAGCAAGAACGGGCAGGACUGCAGAGAGACAUGUUGGAAGGGCAGGAUUCUAAACUACCAUCUUCUGUACGCAAUACACUCCUUGAGCUUUUUGGACAAAUAGAGCGGGAGUUUGAAAACCUGUAUAUUGAAAAUUUAGAAUUACGUAGAGAGAUUGAUACACUGAAUGAGCGUUUAGCAGGUGAAGGACAGACAAUUGAUGGAGCAGAACUGAGCAAAGGACAGCUGAAAGCAAAAGCCAGUCAUAGUACCAGUCAGCUUUCUCAGAAAUUAAAGACAACUUACAAGGCAUCUACUAGCAAGAUUGUAUCCAGUUUUAAAACCACAACAUCAAGGGCAAUCUGUCAACUGGUAAAGGAAUAUGUUGGCCACAGGGAUGGUAUUUGGGAUGUCAGUGUCGCGAAAACUCAACCAGUGGUGUUGGGAACUGCAUCUGCUGAUCACACUGCUUUGCUGUGGAGCAUAGAAACAGGGAAGUGCCUUACCAAGUAUGUAGGGCAUGUCGGAUCAGUAAAUUCCAUCAAGUUUCAUCCAACUGAGCAAGUGGCUCUUACAGCAUCUGGAGACCAGACAGCUCACAUCUGGAGGUACAUAGUACAGUUGCCUACACCUCAGCCAACUGCAGACUGCAAUCAAAUGUCUGGAGAAGAUGAGGUUGAGGUCUCAGAUAAAGAUGAACCUGAUGGAGAUGGAGAUGGUUCUAGUGAUUGUCCCACUGUCAGAGGCCCAUUAACUUCGCUCAAAAGCCAUCAAGGAGUGGUCAUAGCAGCUGACUGGCUGGUUGGGGGGAAGCAGGCUGUGACAGCAUCAUGGGAUAGGACAGCCAAUCUGUAUGAUGUAGAGACUUCCGAACUUGUCCAUUCUCUUACAGGGCAUGACCAAGAGCUAACACAUUGUUGUACACAUCCCACCCAACGUCUUGUGGUGACUUCAUCACGCGAUACAACCUUCCGUCUGUGGGAUUUCAGAGAUCCUUCUAUCCAUUCUGUGAAUGUCUUUCAGGGCCACACAGACACUGUGACAUCUGCAGUUUUUACUGUGGGAGACAAUGUUGUUUCUGGGAGCGAUGACCGUACUGUAAAAGUUUGGGAUUUGAAAAACAUGAGGUCUCCUAUUGCAACGAUCCGUACAGAUUCUGCUGUCAACAGGAUUAACGUAUGUGUUGGCCAAAGAAUCAUCGCCCUCCCACAUGACAACCGACAGGUCAGGUUAUUUGACAUGUCAGGAGUGCGACUGGCACGCCUCCCUCGCAGUAACAGACAGGGCCACAGAAGGAUGGUGUGCUGCUCAGCAUGGUGUGAGGACCACCCCAUAUGUAACCUCUUCACAUGUGGAUUCGAUCGUCAGGCUAUUGGCUGGAACAUCAACAUCCCUGCUUUGUUACAAGAAAAAUGAAAUGCUGGGAGAAAUUUUGUAUUUUACGUUGCCAUGGACACCUACACUUUUGCAGACUUUCCUGAGUACUGGUCUGCAGUUGCUCUAAAAGCUCUUCCUGAAAUGGAGACUUCAGCAAAUGUUCUUGUUACCGCCUUGUGCACAGUUUGCAUGAAUUGUACAGAAAAUGUGAUUUUUUUAAAAAUUAGUUUGUCUUGUGUAUGAACUCUUAUAUUUUGGCAUCCACUGGUCAAUAUGUUCACUGUUGCAUAGAGCACAUGAAUGUUCAUAAGUUAUUUAGCAUUUAAUAGAUACACAGUAGGGCAUUAUGUUUGUGACAUAAAUGUGAAACUUAAGUAAUUAAUGUAGAGAGUAUAUAGCAGUCUGUUACAUUUUUCCAUGACUCUGCAUAUCUGCCUUGUGUUAAAAAGAAUCUGCAGGGCUAAAACUUUGAAAUGAAGUGUAAAUUUCACUAGUUGUAUGAUUGUAAACAUUUUUCUGUUUGCAUCUGAUUUGGGAUACUUUUUUUAGUGCUGCCGUAUAGUGCAACUUCAACUCCAUUCUUGUUCCAGCUCCUGGAGAAACAGUAGAUUUGAGAAGGAAAAUGCAAGCAACCUGUAGUGAGUAUAGACUGCCAGGUUUAUUUGGAAUGCUUUUUGUACUUUUAAAAAAGAAAAAUACUCAUUCUGCCUUUCUUAUUUAAAGUGAUUCUAAAAUCAUAACGUUUCAUACUAACAAAUUCCAGAAUAUUAUGAUUCUAGUCACUGAAAACUAGUCAAGCAAAUUUUGAAGCACUUUAGUUUAUAGCUAUUGUUAUAAACCAUUUAUGAAAGUUUAACUUUACCAGUGAAUGUGAGCUGACCUUUGUAAGAAGGAUUGCUUCUUCUUGGUGAUCUGCCCAGAAAGGAAGAAGGUUUUUUGGGGGGUUGUUGUUUGUUUUUUUUUGGUUUGGUUUGGUUUUUGUUUUGGUUUGGUUUUUUGCCUUUUUUUUUUUUUUUUUCUAAUAUACCUGCUGUGAGCAUACUUUUAAUUGUGUUCACUUCCCAUAUUUUUAUUUUGAGCCAGCAAUACAAAGUAAAUGAGUACUACCUCAAAAAUGAAUGUUGAUCAAGAUACGUUGAAUCUCUCUGUAGCCAAGAAAAAAGCACUUUUGGUCCCUGGCUGAAAUACCAUCUCUGAUAUGAGAGGAAAGACAAUCAUGCUAAAUGUGAUCCUUAAGAUAAUUAAGACUUAAAGCUAAUGGAGCAAUGUGAUAAGUAAACAUCAUCUCUCCCCUUUCUGGUCUCAGCCGUGGCAAGGGCUGCUGGAGUUCUGUUGCAAAAUGGGAUAAUUAACAUAGGUCUCCCUUCUUUCUCCCAAAUGAUCUUACUCUGGUUUUGCUCCUCACUGUGCUUAGCCUGUUAAGCACCAGCAGAGGGGUGUUACACCUCUGCUGCUGAUUAUGUAAGUAAGUGAAGGUGGCAGCUGACAUCUUCAAAAGAACAGAAAGGCUGCUGCAGACAGACACAUCUUUUUAGCUAAGGGGAGAUGCUGCCCCAUCGCUGACAUAUCACAGAGGAAGAUGCAGGGUGAUAGUAAGCCAAGGGUGGACUCUACAAAUGGAAUAAUGGAGUUUAUGGUGGGUUGGCAUAAAGUAAGUAUUAGGAACUCCAGCUCAUGAUCAUGUGAAGCUGUAGCCGUGCUCACGUCCUCUACAGCACUGUUCAGAAUGACAUUAAGACAGAUGGAUUAACUGGUUCUCCUGUUAAGUAAAAUAUAGUGGCAUUGGUGUGCAAUGGGAUGAGAUGGUGAAUACAUCGAUUGUAGGGAAACUGGGGUCCUAGAAAUGGGUUUGGAGUGUUACACUGAGGAAGCCCAAAGUGUUUAAUGGAGAAUGUGUAUAGUAUCUUUAUAGUACAGGCCAUUGUGUUUUUCUCAUUGCUCCUUUUUUUUUUAUAUAUAUAUUUUUUUUUAAGAUACAAGAUAUAUACAGAAUUGUACUGAAGUAAUGUUAAAAUACCAAAACUAGUGUGAUUGGAGAAAGCUGCUGCAGAGAUAACAAGGGGUAAAGGAUGGUAUAAAAGUUUAUUUUUGUUUGUUUUUUUUUUUGUUUCUGGGUUUUGUGGGUUUUUUUCCCCUCUGGCUUUUAAACUCUUGGGUAAAACCAUUUGAUGUUGGGUUGCAGGUUGUUACAGUUUGACUUAAUUAUUUAAGAAAAAGACCCACUUUUUCUCUUAGUUGACCGAGAGAACUUCACACAAAUUGAUGCUGUUUAAAACAGAGAAAAUGUCUCUCCAGCCCAUGCAAGCACUUCCUCCAGCAUGGUCUACAUGUGUAGUAUCUUGAGCAAUGACUAUCCUUUUGUUACCUGAAGGAUGAGGGUCGCUGGUGUUAAUCCUGCUAAACUAAAUUGUCUGUUUAAGCUAUUCUAAUACAUAUGUAAUACAGGACCACUAAACUCUAUGCAGUUUAAUCAUCAUUGCUGCAAACUUUUAACAUCACCAGAGGGACCAUCCUCUGGCACCAGGAGUGGGCUGAUCACAAAAUUUCACUUUGAAAAAAAUAAACCAAACAAGGUGCUAGGGCCAUGUUCUUAUGAGCAGGCUAAUACUUCAGUCAGCAAAAUGAUCACCUAGCUUAAUUUUAUAUAUUGUACUGAAGGUUAAGCUGAAGCUGCUAUUCCCCUUGAAGCAAAUCACACAUGAGCAGUGGUAGUGAAUAAUAUUACAGUGACUAAAUACGUGGAAAACAUUUCAUGGCUUUGGAUGUUCUAAAGAGUGUUUUUUGGCACUGAGCAAUGUCCAGCAUUUCAUAAAAUGGAAGAGAGUUCCAGUUACAGUUUCAGUAUUGUGCAGAAUUUCACAGAAAACUCAUCACUGAGCAUAAUCAAGCUCCUGUGUCUUUCAGGCAAUGUAUGUCAGUUUUCACAAGGUUUGUGUGUACUUUACAAUCAGAAAGAUCUGAAAUGAAAAAUCUUGUUUCCUAAAUCUGUGAAAACCACCUUUUUGGAAAAAAGAAUUUAUAAGUUAUGUGGAACCACUUUUUAUUAUUUUGCUAAUUUGUUUUUAGAUGUAAAAUGUUUUUCUUUAUUAUGAUUCAAAAGGCAUUAAAACAUUCAACAACUGGGAUUUUUUUGGAA